This is a messenger RNA of Mya arenaria, 2683 nucleotides long. RefSeq lists its product as uncharacterized. The coding region runs from base 104 to 760 and encodes 218 amino acids. NCBI's taxonomy places the organism in Eukaryota, Metazoa, Mollusca, Bivalvia, Myida, Myidae. The record is from RefSeq and is a predicted model, not a curated record. The transcript has 4 exons.
UACACAUUUACUCAUUCUGAAAUUAUUGAAUAUCGUACACAAUUAUUUGUUGUGCAGAUACAACAAGUUGUAUAAAUAACAAAUUUUUAAUAAUUCGGUAGAAAUGUAUGGAAUUAAAAGUUUUCUUUUUGGUUUAAUGGUCAUGAGUAUGGUUGUUUUUUCAGGAUGCCAAGCGCCUGAUGACGUUUGUGCCGAUAUGCAGAAAAUCAAAGAUGCUUUCAAGAGGUCAAACUGCAAGCUUACUCAAGAAAUCAUUCAAAUUACAAACGCCUCGUGCACAACUGUUAAAAAUUUGCUGCAUUGCGUUGCUGAAUCCAUUUAUGGCUACGGAGAGCGAGAACAUAGAGAACCUUGUGUUCUGCACAUGCGCACUGCCAUCCAGGACACAGACUCGAUGUUUCCAGCUUUUCAUUUUACAUGGAGAUCCUGCAGCACGUUAUGGUGUAAACUCGGAGUCGAAUACACAGAUGCUCAAUUCAAAUGUAUUUUCUGGUGCAUUGGAGGUCCUGCAGCUAUUGGAAUUGGAGGAGUUCUAGCUCUUAUAAGCCUUGUAACGAUUGGUCUGCCAGCGUUGGGUUUCGGAGCUGCGGGAAUAGUUGCCAACAAUAUUGCCGCCACUAUCAUGGCCUGGUGGGCCGGUGCAGUGCCUGCAGGAGGCAUCAUCGCCAUAGGAAUCGGGUACAAGGCCAUUUUGGGCACGUUUCUUUCAGCAGCAGCUAUCUCAAGAGCUGCGAUGGAUUGCAAUUGCUGCGAAAAGUAAUCAAUAAAUAUAAAGAACUAAUGCAGUAUACUGGUGUAACAUCUGUAGAAAAUCAAUGUUUACUCAGAAAGUCAGUCGUAUUAAAAUUAUAACAUGCAAAUUGAAUAUAAGUUGACCAAUUAGUGAUCAAGAGCAAUCUUGAAAUAACUUUCAGUUUCAUGUAGAAAGAAAAGGUCAUAAAGCUGCACUCUCACAGAUUGAACGUUUUGACAACCAUUUUUUGUCUUGGAACGAGCCAUUGUUUUUGCAAAUACUCAUGGAAACCAGUUAUAUAAGACUGCUGACAAAAAAUGAGAUCGCAGAUUCUUAUUUAUGAUUUCAAAAAUGAAUGUUUUAUGCAUUUUUUUUACCGAUAGUAACGGUUUAAACCAUAAAACAUUAAUUUCCGAACGGAAAUAUGAAAAUCUACGAUCUGAUUUUUCGCGAUAUUAACGCGAAGAAUUGCUUUUUCCAAGACAAAAAAUAAAAAAAGUUGUUAAGAUGGUCAAUCUGUGAGAGUGCAGCUUUAAUAUGGUGACAUAUAACUGCCAUUAGAUAACCUGUAAACUCCGCGAAAGGACGCGCACACCUGAUUACUCUGUUUUGAUAGCGACAUUUGAAACGGACUACAAUCGCUACUAUCAAGAUCACGAGGCCAUCCCCAGCAAAGUGCGAUAUAAAUCAAAAAGAGUCCCUCAGGAGUUUAUGACUAGUAAAACUUCACGCUUAGCUGUUUCAAAUUUGAAUGGAAGAAUAGAGAUGUGCAAAAAACUCGAACAAAAAAGGACUGUAUUUAUUUUCUGAAAAUUUCUUGCAAAAUUGAAAUUCACCCAUCAGCAAAUCGUUUCUUGCGUGUAUAUACCCCUUUUAUAUGACGAGAUUAACAUCUAGGGCAAAUUUGUAUCUGUGGAAAAUAAAUCAAGGGCAAAGGGCAAAUAUUUGCAUUUAACGCAAAUAACUACUUGGGGAAAUUUCCCUCGAUAUAUUUUAUUUCUAUCUUAGCCAUUCUGGUAGCUUUCUCACAAUAACAAGUCAUAACUUACGCGUAGAUAUAUAUAUAAAUGAUGUGUUUAGAGCGUUUUGGGGAACUAAAAGAAAUACUAUUAUAUUCUAGGUAAAUAUAAUGCAUAUAUUUUUUAAAUGACGAGCAAGCAUAGAGAGUAUGAUUAUAGUUUGUACAUCAACCCCUGACAUAUAGUGCUAUGUAUUUUAAUGUUAUUUCAUGCAUUCCGUGAUCAGCCUAAACGUUUCUCACAAGUGUGCAGCCCUUCAUAUCCAAAAAAGCUGCGUACGGUAUAAAUACAUUUUAGAGGCGGAGAGAAGAAUUAUUAUCAGUUAUAUGCCGCGUGGAAUUUUCGAAAUAUGUUUAAGCUGUCAAUCUGUUGUUAUUAUUUAUUGGUCAUAAUAUUUGUAUUGUUAUAUUCGCAUUUACAAAAUCAUCAUAAAUUUUGUCUUUAAUAAAUGUUUGUAGAUUUUAAGUUUGGUUUAGAAAGGUUGGAUAACUCGGAACAUGCUCUUCCCAUUAGCCAAACAAUAAAGGUUAAACUGUGAUAUGGAUUGUUAAGGGAGCUCCUUCCCGAAAUUUUGCUUGUAUUGUUCGAGUAUGCUGAAAUAUUGAUGAUUAAUGUGUCAAUGAAAUUUAGUUUGUUACUGUAAAUUAUACUUGCUUGUUUUCUCAUGGAAUGUGACUCGGGUUUGUUCUAAUCCGGCGUACCUAUCUUUGGCAUCAACUUCAAUCUACUUUCGAACAAAAAACGAGACCUAAAUUUAUUUGUUUAGAAUGAAACUACUAUAAUUGUUGUAUCAGAAAUAUGUAUACAUGCGAUUAGGGCUCUUCUUGUUAUUUUUUAUAUUCAAUUUAUUAGAACUGCAUAUUUAGAAAUUCUAAAUCAUGCAAAAAGACACUGUUUGGUGAAGUUGUGAAGUACAAACACUGUUUUUUAA